AUGUCGUUUUUGGGCGACCUUUUCAGUUGUGGUCGGGCGAGACGGACGCGUGAGACGUCAACAGAGCCGCUUGAAACAAACGACGCGACGCCCGAGCCCAGCAACGCGCAUGGAACUACUGCAACCACCCUUCACCCCACGAUUGAGAAGCCGAGCGACAUCACCGCGCCCAAUGAAGACCGUUUUGAGCGCGCCGCGAAUCCAGUGAGCGCAAGUGUACGGUCUAGUGUUGAGAGUCGCGGCAGCAAGAACGAUGAUGUCGAGCUGGCUGUCAUUUCGGAGAAGUCGAAACCAAGUGCAGGAUGGAUGGUCGAACAGAGGGUCCUAGUCACAGCUACAUCCGCCACAAAGCAAGACACAUCGUCAGUAGCCGAGGAGCAGGAGCCUUCGCAGCAACUCGACCAAAAGCACGAGGAACACCAUGCUCGUGCAGUCACCCCGCCUGUUCGCUGCGCCACCCCUGAACAGGAGCCAUGGAACUCGACUCCCGUCGCCUAUACCCAAGUCGAGCCUGAAGUCCACGACAUUGCCGCCGCUGCGCCUGUGCGAUGUGCGACACCUGAACCAGAAACCCGUGCGAUCACCCCCGAGCAGCAACCCGAACCGAGUACCCCGUCUGUACACGAUGAGACACCAGAACUGGCUAUCGAUGAAGUCACAUCCACCAGUUCCGACGUUGACGAUGUUGUUGAAGACAUCCCGGCACCCAAGAAGACCGCACCACUUUGCUUCCUCGACAUGCCGCCAGAGAUAAGGAACCGCAUCUACGAGCGCAUGAGCGAGGAGGUGCCCAUCAGGAUGUGCCGUCACGAUGAUCCGGCACUGGUCCAACGCGAAGGCGAAGCCACCCCGACCAAGCGGAGACAAUACUACAACCUUACGCAGGUAUGCCACCAGCUUCGCGAGGAGUUCCUACCGAUAUACGCGGAGAAGGCACACUACAUCAUCGACCUGUGGAGCCAGAAGUCGAACCUGGUCAAGAUUGAUUCGCUCAAGGGCCAUGUCUCUUUGGACAUCGAUGCUGCGUGCUUCGACAUGGAGCCCAUUGACCUGUUGCCGCUCAUCCGAUGCCUUGUCCGCACGCGUCGCACCGAUUGUCGUUUCACCUCCACAGAGGGAGUUGUCUUCCGCAGCAUCUCUGAGAUCGUCGGCGAGCUUAACAAGCUGCUACCAAACCCUGCCAACAGCAACCAAAGCUGGCUUACCGCAGUCAACGGGCCGAUGAAGAGGAUCGACUUGCACCUGUUUCCCCACGACGACAUCCGACAAUACUACCGAUUCCGUGGUGCCGAGCCCCUGCUGCGCGUAGUCUACCCAUCGGCCGUGAGUGAGGAGUGGAUGAAGCGGGCCUCCAAGUCUGAGGGAUACGAAGCGUACUUGCAAAAGACUGGAUUGGACAAGUUCGAGAUGCACGUCGUUAUCGGCCACGCUUCUCGACGGACUACAAAUGAAGGUCGCCUGCCGCUUGAUUGGCGCAUGAGCUACCAGCUAUCGAGGCACUCCAUUGACAGCCGCGCUCCCCGCAUGUCUAUGGAUAUCGCAGCUGCUCGCAUGUCCAUCGACAGGGCGCCUCGCAUGUCAUAA
Alternaria ethzedia is the source of this 1584-nucleotide messenger RNA. RefSeq lists its product as uncharacterized. NCBI's taxonomy places the organism in Eukaryota, Fungi, Ascomycota, Dothideomycetes, Pleosporales, Pleosporaceae. Bases 1 to 1584 code for a protein of 527 amino acids. The transcript has 2 exons. The record is from RefSeq and is a predicted model, not a curated record.